GAUAAGUACAAAUCAAUAACUGUUCAAGAUUUGAAUCAGCAUCUUUAUAUGAUGCCGGUAAUUUUAUUUGAUCCUUUAUGGUUAAAAGCUGAUUUAACCGUUGUAAAUCAAAUAUUAAGACCAAAUCUGAACGUUUUUUUGGAUGUAUUUAAACCUUAUGUUUUGGAUUAUGAAUUUCCGGCAAUCUUAGUUAGAAAAAUGAACAAUGAUCCAUUGAAGUUGAGGCAUAAACAUCAGUUUUUUAGAGGUGCUUUCACCUAUCAUUGGCACAACAACUGGCGUAGGUCAAUUGAUCCUGAAUCUUGGCUUGGUGUGUUGGAAAGCGCUUAUGAUGCGUUUAUAGAAG
This is a messenger RNA of Dentiscutata heterogama, 346 nucleotides long. Lineage: Eukaryota; Fungi; Glomeromycota; Glomeromycetes; Diversisporales; Gigasporaceae. The record is from the annotation of a GenBank genome assembly.